UGCUAUAUAAAGGGUCACCAGGCAGGAACAUCUAUGCUCUCCCCGCUCUCAUAAUUUCUUCACUCAUCAGCAGCUAUGGCUUCUCUUCUCACUCUGCUGGGAGCUGUGCUCUGCUCCCUGAUGGUUUCUUCUGAAGUCGUACCUCAGGCAGACUUUGAUUUACAGGCGAUGGCAGGACAGUGGUACUUGAUUGGAAUUGCCUCUAAUGCCCAGUGGUUUGUCAAAGGCAAGGACAAAAUGAAGAUGGGCACAACAAUGAUUACCCCAACUGCCGAUGGGGGCAUGGAGCUGUCAUUCUCCGGUCUCAGCCAAAAUAAUACAUGUCGGACAAUGGUAAAUGUGGCCAACAAGACUGAGGUGCCUGGAAAAUUCACAUACAUAAGUCGGUACUGGGGGUAUGUGAGUGACUUGCGUAUGGUUGAUGUGAAAUACGAUGAGUAUGCCCUGAGUUAUUCCUUCAACACCAUGGGAAAUGGAACCUUUGUUGUUGACAGAUUAUAUGGGCGUGAUGUGGAGCUCAGUGAUGAGUUGAAGGAGAAGUUCAGGCAGUUCUCCUUGCAGACUGGCAUCCUGCCUGAAAAUAUUGUCAUCCUUCCCAAAAAUGAGGAGUGUCCACCUGCCUAAUCUUCUGACCCAGUGAUCAUGUCAUGGAUGCUGCCUGAGGACCUUAAAAUCUGUUAUGUAAAUGUAACUGAGCAUUACUUUGAACACUUUUGAAAAUAAAAAAAAGCAAACAUCUAAAA
This is a messenger RNA of Archocentrus centrarchus (flier cichlid), 743 nucleotides long. RefSeq names its product lipocalin-like. Gene Ontology annotation, molecular function: small molecule binding. The transcript is spliced from 6 exons. Lineage: Eukaryota; Metazoa; Chordata; Actinopteri; Cichliformes; Cichlidae. The record is from RefSeq and is a predicted model, not a curated record. Bases 76 to 624 code for a protein of 182 amino acids.